AUGGAGAACUCCAUAGACAUGUCUGUUAAAGAAGCUAUUGCUCCUCCAAGCGACGACGAAGAUGUGAAGGAUAUGGCUGCUGCAAAACGUCUGCGCUCUGACAGUUGUUUCUCCUUCAUGGAGAUCUCAAUGGAACCAGGGAUUAAAUCAUUGAAACAACUUGAUUCAAAGAAGUUCAAGGAUGAGAUCAAGAGAUGGGCUAAGAAAGUUGUUACCUAUGCUCGCCAGACUGCUUGCUCGAUAAGUAAAUCGAUGCAAAAUCUCAAUGAAGUCCUCAUUCAAUCUGAAAACUGGUUUGGAAUGACGAAACUGGAUGCUGCAACAACCAAUUUAUGCAUGCUGCCUGAACCAUCAGGGGGUGUUAAAAGGGGUGGUUCUACAUUAAUGUGA
This is a messenger RNA of Ilex paraguariensis (yerba mate), 390 nucleotides long. The record is from the annotation of a GenBank genome assembly. NCBI's taxonomy places the organism in Eukaryota, Viridiplantae, Streptophyta, Magnoliopsida, Aquifoliales, Aquifoliaceae.